CUCUGUAACUGCCGGCAACACUGGUUAUCUCCCUUCGCCCCGCUUGCUUCCCAAUCCAAAUACGACGACAGGCAACAGAACCAGUGACAGUUGCAAAUCAGUAACGGAACUAUAAAGAACAUACCAAGUGAUAAUAUUUUAAUGCCAACCAAAGUUUGAGGACUCAACAGAAUCCUGGACUAUUAGAAGAUUAAGGGCCCUUAAGAAGCCUAAGCCUCCAAAUGCCAUGGUAUUCCUCUCUCUUCUGAAUCUUGAAACUUAAGGAACCAAAGUCCAAAGUCUAAGCCGUUUCAGGUGUAUCCCAUCAACGGAACCAGUAUGUUUGGAGCGAAACCCUUCUAUGGCAAUGAGGAAAACAAAUGGGGAUGGCUGUUGGUGAUGGCAGCAUUCUUCAACCAAAUGAUUGCUGUUGGUGGAGGAUUUUCUCUUGGGAUUUACCAUUUGGAAUUUAGAAAAUAUUUCCAAGGAACCUCAGCUGAAGUGUCUCUUGUCAGUUCUAUUUGCAUUGGAAGUCUCAUGGGUGCCGGUCCUAUUGUUAGCUAUUUGGUUACCAAAUUUGAUUCCGGUCUUGUGACAAUACUUGGAGCCAUUCUUUCCACUGCCAGUAUGAUUGGAGCAAUAUUUUGUGAAAAAUUAAUAUUGCUCUACAUAACAUUUGGAUUCUUGACAGGUUUUGGUCUCUGUAUGUCUUACCUGCCGUCCACAAUCCUUGUUGGUCUCUACUUCAAGCAGUAUUGCAGUCUGGCCACAGGCAUGAUCUCAAUCGGCAUCGGUCUUGGAGAACUGGUGUUUCCAUUUCUUUACACAUACAUCAUCAAUGUUUUCACAUGGAAGGGCUCACUCUUCAUCCUCGCUGGUAUAUUCCUCAACAUGUGCAUGCCGGCAUUUUUGAUCCGUCCUCUUUCGAAUUAUGAGGAGAAAUUUGCACCAGAACCCCUGGAAAUUGUGAAAAAGGACUUUUCAGAAUUGAACAAAGAGCUGCAAACAAUCAUCAUCCCAGACACACACACCACAAAUGAACAACCAAAAAGUCUGCGACUAUUCGGAAACAUAAAAUUUUCUGUAUAUUUUCUCAAUAUAUUACUAUGGAAUGCCGGUACCAUUAUCUUGUAUUUCCAAGGUCUUGAAUUUCUUCAAGAUGAAAUUGGAUAUAACAAAGAGACAAUUAGUUCCAUAAUGUCUGCCGUUGGUAUAGGUAAUGUAUUUGGCAGUUUAUUUGGUGGCAUUCUUGGGAAUGUCUCAUGUUGUGACAAAGUCAUCAUCUAUGCUAUAUUCCAUCUGGUUAAUGGAUUAUCAGCAAUAUUAUUUGUUUAUGUAAAUCGGUAUAAAACUUUUAUAUUCCUUGCAAUCAUAUUUGGGCUGACAUUGGGUGGAAUCCUAGGCAUUAUGUAUGUGAUUGCUGUAGAAUUGGUUUCCCAUAAAUCGUCAAGUAUAGAGAAAGUCAGAGCUGAUUGGACUACUGUUGCAGGAUACGUAAUGCUAGCCAAUGGAAUUGGAUGUUUCCUUGGGCCACCAUUUGGAGGCUGGUUACAUGAUAUCACUGGCAGCUACACCCUUCCAUUAUACGCAUGUGGGGGGAUAACAAUUUUUGGGGGGUUCACCAUGCUUCUGCUCAAGCUGGUUGUUUCUGGAGGCGCUUCUUGGUCAUCACUGUUUAUAAAUACCAUUACUGCAGAUUAACAUUAAUUCUUGGCUCCGUGGACCUAAUGUAUUAGCCAUGGUGUGAUUUAUAACACAUGUGUGCAAGGGGUCCUCAAACUGGAUGACGUGCAGCCCAUUAUCAUAGUAGUUGCAGAAUUCUCCAGAAUUCUUACACAACCAAACCAAAGCUGAAACAUAACCAUGUUGUUCAAAGAGUAUAGAAAGUAGAAAACAAAUAUAUAUACCCUGUAUAUUAUAUAUAUAUAUACAUACAUAUCAUAUAUCUAUAUAUACAUAUCUAUCUAUCUAUAUGUAUAUCUAUAUAGGUAUCUCAACAUAUUAAUCACAAUAGAUUUACCUCAAAUGUAGUCAUCAUUGCAAAUGACUUAAUACCUGAGGUUGUAUACCUGAGGCUGUAUACCUGAGGUUGUAUACCUGGGAUCGUACACCUAACCUGCUAAGUAGAAACACUAUUCUGCUGUACAGAUAAAAGCAUUGUUUAGUAACCUUACCAUUCAGAAAACUCACUAGUGAAAACAAGCUUUGGUUGGUAGAACUGCUAGACAAGCAUUUCAUGUUUUCUGUCUUUCUGUAACAGUAUUUUUCCAAUCUCAAUAUGCAUGACUAUUGCAAUGCCAAUUAGAGCAUAGACAUGCUUCAUUAGUUGACUCAUUAGAGUUUACUUAUAAAUUCUUAGUACUCAAAGAAACAGUUCCGUCGUUAUAACGAAGUAGUUUUCGGUAACUUGUAACAGGAAUCCUGCUUCUUUGGGAACUGCAAAGAUUAUCAAUACUUAUAUUUAUGUACAUAUAUCUUUAUAUAUGCAUGUCGGUUUGUAUAUGAAUAUAAUAAUAUAAAUA
Messenger RNA from Octopus sinensis (East Asian common octopus), 2501 nucleotides. Its product is annotated as monocarboxylate transporter 14-like. The record is from RefSeq and is a predicted model, not a curated record. Gene Ontology annotation, biological process: transmembrane transport; monocarboxylic acid transport. Lineage: Eukaryota; Metazoa; Mollusca; Cephalopoda; Octopoda; Octopodidae. The transcript has 6 exons. Gene Ontology annotation, molecular function: monocarboxylic acid transmembrane transporter activity. Bases 319 to 1680 code for a protein of 453 amino acids.